Messenger RNA from Podospora pseudocomata, 588 nucleotides. RefSeq lists its product as uncharacterized. The transcript has 2 exons. Bases 1 to 588 code for a protein of 195 amino acids. The record is from RefSeq and is a predicted model, not a curated record. NCBI's taxonomy places the organism in Eukaryota, Fungi, Ascomycota, Sordariomycetes, Sordariales, Podosporaceae.
AUGAUACCAUUGAAGCAAACCCUGAGGACAAACACAAGCAUCAAGCAGGCUGAGCAGUCUAAGGGAACAGACGACCGCCAGUCUAGCCAUGACUCUGAUGAUGCGCCCCAGCCCUUGCAAGCCACCCUUGACCAUGGCAAGAAUAGGACCAGACCCGAUGGACCUGGCAGGGUCGACAACGUAGAUGGAGCUGAUGAGCCCAUACCCAUUGACGGCGAUGACGGCUGCGAGAACAUCGAUGAUCUAACCGACCUAGAGGUAGAGAAGGAGCGCGAUGAAGAGCAAAAGAGGAAAGCGGAGGAGGAGGAUAAGAAGAAGGAGGAUAAGAAGAAGGAGGAGAAGAAGAAGGAUGGAGACUGGAUCAAAAUCUUCACCGUUUCGAUUCCCGCGAUCACUCUCGGGUACCAACUGCAACUUCGGUUGGACGAUUAUCGUAUUAAGCGUUAUGAUGACGAGGACGAUGAUAAUGAUAACGAUGAGCCCGAGGGAGGAUAUAAGGCGACGGCGCGGAAGGAGGCUGGAGAGGUGCCAGCAAGGCAAGGACCAGGAGGCGACAGUUCUGGUGUGGUGUGUUCCGCGGAAAUUUAG